This is a messenger RNA of Sitodiplosis mosellana (orange wheat blossom midge), 1355 nucleotides long. RefSeq names its product prostatic acid phosphatase-like. The record is from RefSeq and is a predicted model, not a curated record. Gene Ontology annotation, biological process: dephosphorylation. NCBI's taxonomy places the organism in Eukaryota, Metazoa, Arthropoda, Insecta, Diptera, Cecidomyiidae. The transcript is spliced from 7 exons. Bases 119 to 1276 code for a protein of 385 amino acids. Gene Ontology annotation, molecular function: phosphatase activity.
AAAUCAUUCGAUGGCCACAAAAUAAACGCGUCUCAUUCUUGUAUCGGAUUUCAAUUAAUUCAGUCGCAUAUUGAUUUCAUUCAUUUUACACUUUGAAACGAAAUAUCCCGAGAGAAUAAUGUUAAAGUUAAAGUUAAGUCUUCGGAAAGCUUUUGUGGUGGUUUCUUCGUUUUGUCUGUUCGCAAACAUAUGGCUAUUGAUACAUAUUACCAGAAAAAAACGAACGGAAAUUCACAAUGAACCUAAACUAAUAAUUGCAUCCGUUAUAUUUCGGCAUGGCGAUCGCAAUCCUACGCGCACAUUUCCAACCGAUCCAAAUCGAGACGUAUCAUGGCCAGAAGGUCGAAGCGCGCUUACUCAAAUUGGUGUGGAGCAAGCUUAUGAAUUAGGCGCUUAUCUGCGCAGAAGAUAUGCAUCACUGCUUGGAGAUGGCCCUCAUUCAGAUGAUAUUGUGUAUGUUCAAAGCAGCAAACAAAGCCGUACCUUAAUUACUGGAGCUAUAUGUUUAGCCGCUUUAUUAUUUCCAUCCAAGAAAGACCAAAUAUUGAAUAGAGAUUUAUCGUGGCAAUCGUUACCGAUUUAUACAGUUUCAAAAGAAGAAGACUAUAUUUUAUAUCACGGAAAGAAAUGUCAACGCUAUGAACGUGCCUUCGACGAAUAUUUAGAAUCACCUGAAUUCACCGCUCUUAUGGCUCGACACAAAAAGAUGUUCCGUCAAUUGCAAAAGCGGAGUGGAAUGGAAAUCAACACAUUUCAUGAUGCAAAGCGUCUAUACAAUGUACUUUGGAUCGAAAAGCUUCAAAAUAAAACUUUGCCCGCUUGGGGAAUUGAAGCAUUGGAAAAUGAUGAUUUCAAACGGGUUGUAGGUCAAACGUACCAACUCAAAACCAAUACAACGCUUUUGGCUCGUUUACACAGUGGAUUUUUUAUACGAGAAAUUUUGGAGAGUUUACAACAAAAAAUAAAUGGAACUCUAUCGCCCGAUCGCUCCCUCUUUCUAUACUCAGCCUCUGGAAAUACGAUCGCCAAGGUUCUCAAUGCUCUAGGACUAUUCGAUGUACGCGCUCCACCGUAUGCUUCGAGUCUUCAUUUCGAAGUGUACUCUUCGAACGAUGAAUACCACAUGCAAAUAAUCUACCGAAACACAGAUGAUGAAAAUCCAUGUCCAUUGGAGAUCCCAUCGUGUGGAGCAAAAUGCUCACUAGAACAGUUCAAGAGCAUCUACAGUACAAUCAUACCGACCGGAACAUUUGACGAAGAAUGCGAAUUGUCGUAAUUUUUGUAGAAUUAAGUACUCAUUAGACUUCAUGUGCUCUCAAUAAAUUGGUCUCUCUCUCAAUAAAUUGGUCAUUUCA